UCUCGCCACCAUCACAACAACACAGCCACCAAUUUUACUCUCCGCCUCUCCGGCAGCCUUUUUGCACAAAAUAAUUGCAAAUUAUGAAGUAGGUCCUCUUUUGCAAGCUCGUCCUCGUCGCCACCCCCACGCGUCAAGUGGGGACAGGACAACGCGAUGAUUUACAAAAAUAAAUUUGACACCAUUCCCGAGGACUCACGCCCAUACAAGUUGACGCAUCAAUUAAUUAGCUUAACCGGAAUCAAUAUCCACAGAAAAAGUAUCUUGGGUCUGGUUGAGCUGACAAUUAUCCCAAAGAAGUCUAAUUUGAGAUGUGUCAAACUGAAUGUGAAGCAGUGCAAAAUUUAUCGGGCUGUGAUAAAUGACACUUUUGAAGCCCAAUUUGAUUAUUACGACUUAACGGCGGAGAUUACUCCUCUAGACUCCAAUACUAAUGGACACGCACUUGAGCAUUUUUGUGCAGAUCAUAAGAAUGCAGUGUUGGAAGGUGAUCCGGAUGCUGGAGGAGGAGAACUUAUUGUACGACUACCACAAGAAGCAUCACACGUUCUUGUUGAAGGGCGACCAUUUCGUCUAACCAUUGAGUAUUCAUUGGAGAAACCUCAAGGGGGAUUGCAUUUCGUUGUUCCUAAAGAUCCGACAGGAAUUGAGAAACCUCACAUGUUUACUACUCGACAUGAAAAUAGUUCUCGACUGUGGUUUCCUUGUAUCGAUAGUUUUUCUGAAGUGUGCACCUGGAAGCUUGAAUUUACUGUAGAAGAAUCUUAUACGGCAGUAUCGUGUGGAGAACUUUUAGAAAUUGUACAGGCAGCUGAUGGGAGCAGACGAAAGGUUUUCCACUACUUUCUUUCGGUUCCUACUGCUGCUCCUAAUAUUGGCCUCGCUGUUGGCCCUUUCGACAUUUACGUCGACCCAAAAAUGCACGAGGUCACUCAUUUUUGUUUGCCUGGACUUAUGAAUUUGCUACGAUGGACCUCGAGGUUUUUACAUGAAAUGUUUGAGUUUUACGAAGAGUUGCUAACUACGCGGUUCCCGUACACGUGUUACAAGACGGUCUAUAUUCAUGAAGCAUAUGAAGAGAUGCAGUCUUUUGCUUCGAUGUGCAUUCUGGAUACGUGCUUAUUGCAUACUUCUGCAAUUUUGGAUCAAACUUAUGUGACUCGGAGAUUCACUGCCGUAGCAUUAGCCGAACAAUUUUAUUCCUGCUACAUUUCCAUCCAACAUUCCUCUGAUUCGUGGCUGGCCAAAGGGAUCUCCAAUUUUCUUUCCUUGUUGUACAUAAAAAAAUUUCUUGGAAUGAAUGAAUAUCGAAAUAUUAUUUUCACGGAUCUUCAAGACGUUUUGAAGUACGAGCAGCAGUACGGUGGAAUAGUUUUAGACCCCUGCAUGCUAGACAAAUCAAUUACGUUUGCAGGACCUAGUACGACUGAAAGUAAUAGUAGUUGUAAUGUUAGACCAUCUAAUCAAGCAAAUCAGGUUCCUGGAGCUGAUGCUGGGUUUUAUUUUUCCUUGUCCAAUCCACAUACAAUUUCACCCGAGUAUUUAAAAGUGCUAUCGAAAAAGGCACAUUUGGUGAUCAGAAUGCUAGAGAUGAGAAUAGGAGCUACUUUAUUCAUUCAGGUGUUGAACAAACAACUUUCGCUGGCAAAUAUUUAUAUUGCUCAGUCACAGCAGUCUGGAAUGGGCCUGGUGGUACCACAAGCCCCUCCACCAACAACUCAAGAUGGUCCCUCCUCCAACACCAACAAUCCAAUUUUGAUCAGCACGGCGUCUUUUACUCGAGCAGUGUUUAAUGUUACAGGGAAAGAUAUGACAGUAUUCAUGGACCAAUGGGUACGACAAGGUGGUCAUGUUCAUUUUCAGAUGUCCUUCAUCUUUAAUCGAAAAAGGAAUACGGUGGAACUGGAGAUAAAGCAAGAAAAUUUACAUCAGCUUGGAGUUCGAAAAUAUGUGGGACCAUUGACGGUUUCUCUCCAAGAAUUGGAUGGCACAUUCCGACAUUUGCUUCAAAUAGAAGGGACUCAUGCAAAAGCGGAUAUUGUUUGCCACUCAAAAAGUCGUAGGCAGAAAAAGAAAAAAAUCCCUUUGUGCACUGGAGAGGAAGUUGACAUGGAUCUUAGCGCUAUGGACGCGGACUCUCCUGUUCUGUGGAUUAGACUAGAUCCCGAUAUAUCACUAAUUCGACAAACGGAUGUCAGACAACCCGAUUUUCAGUGGCAAUACCAACUCAAACACGAACGAGAUGUCCCUGCCCAGAUCCAAGCUGUGUUGGCUUUGGAGGCAUUCCCGACACCCCAAACUCGAGUUACUUUGACGGAAAUGAUUGAGAAUGAACAAUGUUUUAUUCGUGUUCGAACUGAAGCGUGUUACGUUCUUGCAAAAGUAGCAAAUGCAAUGAGUUCCACCUGGACAGGGCCCCCGGCAAUGAUCAAUAUUUUCAGAAAAUUGUUUGGCUCCUUCUCAUGUCCUGGAAUUAUUAAGCAUAACGACUUUUCCAAUUUGCAGCACUACUAUUUACAAAAGUCCAUUCCAGCGUCAAUGGCAUCCCUCCGAAAUACCCACGGCAUCUGCCCUUCCGAGGUGCUCAAGUUUCUUAUCGAUCUCUUCAAGUAUAAUGAUAAUUCAAGGAACCAAAUAUCAGACAAUUAUUACCGAGCCACACUUGUCCAAUCAUUAGGCAAUACGGUGACUCCUGUGGUUUCAUUGUUGCAAUCAGGCUCUGACAUCACUGCAGAAUCCCUCUCAUCAGAUACAAGAUUAAUCAUGGAGGAAAUAACUCGAUGCCUGAAUCUUGAAAAGAUGCUCCAUUGUUACAAAUAUGUUGUAACUGUAGAAUGUUUGAAAGCUUUAAGAAAACUCCAAAAAUUUGGACAUCUUCCCAACAACGUUGAAGUAUUUAAAGCAUAUGCUGAAUAUGGACAGUUUCAUGACGUACGACUUGCGGCCUUAGAAGCUGUUGUAGAUUACACUCGAACAGACGGAAAGUUAGACGAUGCUGAGUUUCUGCUCAACAUUGUUGAAAACGAUCCCGUUCCGACGAUGCGACAUGAUUUAUGUCGGCUUAUAAUUCGAUGCUUAACUGAAAAAAUGACUGAUCGCAGACCACGAGCAAAGUCCCCAUUACAUUCGAAAACUAUUGCACUUAGAAUAUGGAAGAAAAUGAAUUAUGAAUGUAUUGGAGAUGCAAGAUUGAGAUGUGAUUUGGUGGAUUUAUACUACACGUUAUUCGGCAUACGUAAGCCCUUGUGCUUUCUUGAUGAUUCCCAACAAAACGAUGAAGCAUUUUCUAGGAGGAAAUCUGCAUUGACAACUCGCGAAGGGGUUGAAGAGUUCAAACGAGAAAGUCCAACGAUUAUUGAGACUGAGCCACCAAAAACAGCAAGGAUUUUAUCAUCCAAGAGAGAAUCGAUGGCAUCUGACAAUUCCGGCGACUUACCUGAAGCCAUGGACAUUGAUGGAAUGCCGACAUCUUUUGAGCCAGGGAUGUUCAAGAAUGACGACUUGCAGAAGCCCAGGAUCAAGGAAGAGAAAGGAGCAAAAACAGAUGUCGACAAUGGAGAUCAUCACGACGAACUAGUUGAAUCCAAUAAGGACAAAGAAGUCCGUGUGAAAGAAGAGGGAGAAGAGCCAUCAACAUCUUCACACAAGAAACACCAUCAUCAUCAUCAUAAUAAGGCAAAGAAAAAGAAGGACAAGAAGAAAAAGCACAAACAUAAGCAUAAGCAUAAGCACGAACACAAAAAAAAGACUCGCGAGGAAACUCUAAGCUCUGGAAGUUCUGGAAGCAAUAGUCCAGUACAGCAACAAUAAAAUCGUUUUCUUAAUUUUCUCUCUUGUAUGGUAAACGCAAUUUUUGAAAUAUCCUGGGCUUUUUGUGAUUGUAUUUUACUACUGUGAAUAAAUAAUGAAAUUCAUACAUGUAUAACUAAA
Molecule: messenger RNA, 3930 nt
Organism: Folsomia candida
Lineage: Eukaryota; Metazoa; Arthropoda; Collembola; Entomobryomorpha; Isotomidae
Gene: Taf2
Product: transcription initiation factor TFIID subunit 2
Exons: 24
Coding region: 157-3810 (1217 amino acids)
Biological process (GO): transcription initiation at RNA polymerase II promoter
Cellular component (GO): transcription factor TFIID complex
Molecular function (GO): transcription cis-regulatory region binding; chromatin binding; RNA polymerase II general transcription initiation factor activity
Source: RefSeq, a predicted model, not a curated record